GGCGUUUAUAACAUAUUUAAUCUCAUUCAUGAAUCGAACUUCCUUUUUAAGUCAUGGAUGACAAGGCUUCUGUUGGAAAAAUCAGUGUCUCUUCAGACUCGGUAUCCACUCUUAACAGUGAAGAUUUUGUCUUGGUUUCCAGGCAAGGGGAUGAAACACCAUCUACAAAUAAUGGUAGUGAUGAUGAAAAAACAGGACUGAAGAUUGUGGGGAAUGGAAGCGAACAGCAGCUGCAGAGGGAACUUGAAGACGUGCUGAUGGACCCGCCCAUGGAGGAUCCGUCAAGUGACCGGGACCAUGGGGAAGACGUUCGGACUGAUGGAGAUAGGGAAGAACCUGUCGUCCUUGAAGCUUCGGCAUCCUCUACCAUUAAUCCAGUGUCGGUGGCUGGACUCCAGAAACCAGAAAUGAGUUUGCCAGUGAAACCAUCCCAGGGAGGCUGUGAGGACUUGAGCCCUUUCACACCUCUGAGCGAUGAGGACAGCGUGGUGUUUAGCAAGCUCACCUAUCUGGGCUGUGCCUCUGUGAACGCUCCCCGGAGCGAAGUGGAAGCCCUCAGAAUGAUGUCCAUUUUACGCAGCCAGUGCCAGAUUUCUCUAGAUGUGACUCUGUCAGUGCCUAAUGUCUCUGAAGGAACAGUGAGACUUUUAGAUCCUCAGACAAACACAGAAAUAGCAAAUUAUCCAAUCUAUAAAAUCCUUUUCUGUGUGCGAGGGCAUGAUGGAACCCCUGAAAGUGAUUGCUUUGCUUUUACUGAAAGCCACUACAAUGCAGAACUCUUCAGGAUUCAUGUCUUCCGAUGUGAAAUCCAAGAGGCCGUGAGCCGAAUACUGUACAGCUUUGCCACUGCCUUCCGUCGUUCUGCCAAACAAACCCCGCUCUCAGCCAUUGCCACCCCGCAGACGCCAGACAGUGACAUCUUCACCUUCUCCGUGUCGCUGGAAAUCAAAGAAGACGAUGGGAAAGGUUAUUUCAGCGCGGUUCCCAAAGACAAGGACAGGCAAUGCUUUAAACUGCGCCAAGGAAUUGAUAAGAAGAUAGUGAUCUACGUCCAACAGACAACUAACAAAGAACUUGCUAUUGAGAGAUGUUUUGGCCUUCUCCUUAGCCGGGGGAAAGAUGUUCGGAGUGGUGACAUGCACCUUUUAGAUCUGGAGUCCAUGGGUAAAAGUUCUGAUGGGAAAUCAUAUGUGAUCACUGGGAGCUGGAAUCAAAAAUCUCCACACUUCCAGUUUGCAAAUGAGGAAACACCAAAAGAUAAAGUAUUGUUCAUGACUACCGCUGUGGAUUUGGUGAUAACUGAGGUCCAGGAACCUGUUCGGUUCAUCCUGGAGACUAAAGUGAGAGUUUGCUCACCCAAUGAGAGGUUGUUCUGGCCCUUCAGCAAGCGGAGCUCUACUGAAAAUUUUUUCCUAAAAUUGAAACAGAUAAAGCAAAAGGACCGAAAGAAUAACUCGGACACGUUAUAUGAAGUUGUGUGCCUAGAGAGUGAAUCAGAAAGAGAGAGGAGAAAAACUACAGCAAGCCCCUCGCUUCGUCUGCCCCAGUCUGGGUCGCAGGGCUCCAUGAUUCCUUCUCCUCCAGAGGAUGAUGAGGAGGAAGACAAUGAUGAGCCACUCUUAAGUGGUUCUGGAGAUGUUUCCAAAGAGUGUGCAGAAAAAAUUCUGGAGACAUGGGGAGAGCUGCUGUCCAAAUG
Messenger RNA from Mesitornis unicolor (brown roatelo), 1696 nucleotides. RefSeq names its product rab GTPase-activating protein 1-like. Lineage: Eukaryota; Metazoa; Chordata; Aves; Mesitornithiformes; Mesitornithidae. The transcript has 11 exons. The annotation marks the transcript as partial. The record is from RefSeq and is a predicted model, not a curated record.